Messenger RNA from Trypanosoma brucei brucei TREU927, 1266 nucleotides. RefSeq lists its product as hypothetical. Bases 1 to 1266 code for a protein of 421 amino acids. The record is from RefSeq and is a predicted model, not a curated record. Lineage: Eukaryota; Euglenozoa; Kinetoplastea; Trypanosomatida; Trypanosomatidae. The transcript has a single exon.
AUGGCGGCACACGAUGAGGGCAGCACCGCUGAGAGCUUUAUUAAAAACUUUUUCUCAGUAUUAGAUGGGCACGAAGCCUCGCCGGCGUAUGAUGGUGAAAAACAGCAGUGUGAGGACACGGGGGGUCCGCUUCUACAUGCUAAGCAGCGGAAAACACUUGAAGGCAUUCUCCCGGUUUGGGUCCGUCUAUUAAGUUCAUCAUCACUCUCCAACCCACAGUGGGUGGCAGACACUAACAGGUUGCGCCCUCGUGUCAGUGGCCACACGCGCGCAGAUCCCUUUCUUACGGGUGCCAUGGCGGAUGGUUGGUUCAAUUUAUCCCACCUUGCGCCAGUGGUGACACCAUGGGCUCAUCCACGCCCACCAGAAGCUGCUGCGCGGUGCCGGGUGCUCCGCCACCUCCAGCGGCGUUACGAGUCAGCAGGGCGGCAAACUUUCGUGGAAGAGUUGCUAAAGAUUCUGCGGGAGCGCGUCGGUGGCAUGAGGAAAACGAUACGCCGAGAAGAUCUCACUUAUGCAAUGGAGCAAAUCGUAGCUGUUACAGCGGGCGACGUGAGAGUCAAAGAAGAGGGAGACGACAAGUGGCAGGAUGAUCGAAAGCCCACGGAAAUACCUGUGGAGUUGUUGGCGGAUGUACUCUUCAGUGAGUGGUGUUCGGUCGCAGAAGGUGAUGCAUCUUUCACAUCCACUAGCGUGCCGCUGCACGUGGUAGAGGCUGAUCUCAACACCUAUAAGAAAGCUGAUGGCAUCGGUUGUGACGACCGCGGCAAAAGUCUAGGUGUGAGUGAGGUGAAUUACAAUUCAAAUAAUUUCUCUGCCACAGUAGGCAUGUUAUCUGCUUUGGCAUGUGCGUCCCCAAUGACAAGUAAAGCGGGCCCGCAGGCUGACGCAAAGCAGCCCUUGCCGCCAGACCGAUCCAAGAAGAGAGCCAGAGAUUACGAUGACGAUGAUGAUGACGAAUGGGAAGAUGAUAGCGAGGAUGGAGAUGAAUGGGAGAACACUUCCACCACAGCUGUGGGUGGGUGUGCCUUUAAGACAUUCAUUGCGAAUAGCACCAGUACAUUUGAUGUACCUCUCGCGUCUGCUGUGCUGAGUCUUUACGACGUUUCCAGCAACACGGAUGGUGGUCACUGUGGAGAAGUAGCGCCGCAUGUCACACAAGCACGAUGUGAAACGUACUAUCGCCGUGGGCAGUUUCAGUGGUUUGUUUUAGGUGAGUCGAAACGACAUCGGUCCAUACUGGAGUCCAAAGUUAAGAAUCGUUAG